ACAAACUCAGCUUUAUAAUAACCCUGAAAAGGUUUCGCUUCAUUCGCCGAACCACUUUUUCCCCAAGUGUUCCUACGCAUCGUUGUAAUUUUAUUCAGACAGUGAAUAGUGGUGGCCUGUACUUCUGAAUGUGAAUUUUGCAGCAUCGUUUGGAAACCGUAUACGAAGGAAGACUUCGCACGUACAACUGUAAUUUGCUCGAAGUACGAAAUCAUUUCCUCAGAAAUGUCUGAAUCCGAUUUAUUAUCUAAUGAACAACUUGAUGGCCUUGAUGGGCUUGAGAACGGCCAAGAUGGGGACGCUUUAAUGCACAAUGAUUGUGUGAGACGUGACUUCACUGAAGCUAAUAUUGAUGAUCCCGAAUUAGAAGCUAUAAAAGCGAGAGUCAGAGAAAUGGAAGAAGAAGCAGAAAAAUUAAAACAGUUACAAUCUGAAGUAGACAAGCAGAUGAACAUGGGUAGUCCUCCCGGAAUAACUAGUCCAUUAAAUAUGUCAAUCGAGGAUAAAAUGGAAGUAGACAAUAGGUCUAUCUACGUUGGCAACGUCGAUUAUGGCGCAACUGCAGAAGAACUGGAGCAACAUUUCCACGGAUGUGGCAGUGUCAACAGAGUAACUAUUUUAUGUAAUAAGUUUGAUGGACAUCCAAAAGGUUUUGCAUACAUAGAAUUUGCUGAUCGAGAUUCCGUACAAACAGCAAUGGCUAUGGACGAUUCAGUGUUCAGAGGUCGACAAAUUAAAGUAAUGCCUAAACGAACAAAUAGACCUGGCAUGUCAAUGACAAACCGAGGACCAAGGGGAGUACGAGGAUAUCGAGGAAUUACUCGUGGAAUCAGUCGUGGAAGUGCAUAUUUUGCGGGAUACAGACCCACAAGGCGACCCAGGAGUUACAGGCGUGGGUACUACAUGCCAUACUGACCAUUUUAGAGGAU
This is a messenger RNA of Belonocnema kinseyi, 929 nucleotides long. It is a transcript of the gene Pabp2, whose product is annotated as polyadenylate-binding protein 2-B-like. Lineage: Eukaryota; Metazoa; Arthropoda; Insecta; Hymenoptera; Cynipidae. Gene Ontology annotation, molecular function: RNA binding. The record is from RefSeq and is a predicted model, not a curated record. The transcript is spliced from 7 exons. The coding region runs from base 226 to 915 and encodes 229 amino acids.